Messenger RNA from Fusarium graminearum PH-1, 1233 nucleotides. RefSeq lists its product as uncharacterized. The transcript is spliced from 2 exons. The record is from RefSeq and is a predicted model, not a curated record. Bases 1 to 1233 code for a protein of 410 amino acids. Gene Ontology annotation, molecular function: DNA-binding transcription factor activity, RNA polymerase II-specific; zinc ion binding. Lineage: Eukaryota; Fungi; Ascomycota; Sordariomycetes; Hypocreales; Nectriaceae. Gene Ontology annotation, biological process: regulation of DNA-templated transcription.
AUGUCUCUCACCGCGCGUGAACGCCGCAACCCGCCAACUCGGCGGAAAUCCUGCGCCGCCUGUACAAAGGCCAAGCGGCGUUGUGACUUUGCCAUACCAGCAUGUCUUCGAUGUUCACAAAGACGUAUCCACUGCCAGUACCCGAGCCGAGUGAUGAGAGAGCAGUUUUCUUCAUCAGAAGCAUCAGUGGCCGUGUCUCCUGACUAUCUUACCACUGAUGACUCGUCUCCUCAACUGGCAGAGAGUCUUCCAAGCGAUACACCAAUAAUUGAAGAUUUCAAUGCAGUCAUUUCGGGACUUGAUGCAUGCUCUGAAGAUCUUGGGGUAUUGGAAUUUCCAUUGGAAGACAAUACCUUGAAAUUUGUUGAACAGCCAUGGACAUUGACUGCGCCUUCAACACAAGACUUUUCGCAUGUUCCACAACGCAUUUUGAACCGUCUCCAAUGGGCGACAGAUGAAAUAAAGCGAGCUCCCGAAAAGAUGGUUCUUGAGAACCAAACCCCUUGGUCCCAUCCAUUGCUUUACAAAGAUGGAAUGCCUCGAUCGUUACAGGAUGCUCAUUCUUCUUGUGCUCUGUAUAUGGCCAAGAAUAGUGUAAACUCCCCGAUCAUAUUUCGUAGUAUAGAAUCCCGCGUCAACGACCUCCUCGCAGCACCGGCGCCAAUAACACCCUUGGAAUGUCUGGCGCAUACGCAUGCUCUUAUCCUCUACCAAAUCAUUCGAUUAUACGAUGGCGACAUCGGGGCUCGCGCAUCAGCGGAGCGUAUCAUCCCAGCUAUAGAAGCUUCCGCAGUAUCGUUGUUCUCUUAUGCACAGUUCGACAUAGACGCGACAGCCAUAGCGCUUCCUACAUAUCCAAUAGCACCAACCAAGUCGUUUUGGCAAGACUGGAUUCUGCAGGAGUCUCUGCGCCGCACACUGCUAUUUUCUUUCUUUUUUGUCCAGGCAUAUCGCAUAAUGUCUGGCUGCAAAAUAAUGCAAUGCGAUGGCAGGCUUGGUUUGUGCCACGCCUGGACGUUGUCGGCGCAUUUGUGGGAUGCGACGACGCCGCUGAGUUUUGCUGAAGCUUGGAGGGACAAGAACCAUUAUGUGGUAACGAACGCCAUAUUUUCAGAAGUGCUUGCCGAGGCCCAAGCGGAUGAUAUUGAUGUAUUUGGUAAGAUUAUGAUCUCAAGUCUCAUGGGGCGAGAUGAGGCUGAAGGAUGGUUUGCGAGGAGAGGAGGAAAGUUGUAG